Molecule: messenger RNA, 971 nt
Organism: Pogonomyrmex barbatus (red harvester ant)
Lineage: Eukaryota; Metazoa; Arthropoda; Insecta; Hymenoptera; Formicidae
Biological process (GO): multicellular organismal reproductive process
Source: RefSeq, a predicted model, not a curated record
AUUCAAUGAUAUAAACACUAGAUCAGUACGCGGUGCUCUUAAUUCAUGUACGUUCGUUUUAUCGUACGUUUGUUAGAAGCGUGUUAAUAUAGUAUAGUUUUGAAAGAUGUUACGCUACAAAAACAUUUAUUUUGUCUGGAAUGUUGUUGUUACACUUUUUAUUCAUGUUCUCGUAACAGCACAUGCAACAGAACUACCUUCUUAUAUUCAUCCAUGUGGUCGUAAAGAUCCUAACUAUGAUCAAUGUGUCUUAGACAACAUUAACAGCCUAAAGAGUAAGAUCUGCACAGGAAUGCCGGAAUUUAACAUUCCUCCGAUCGAUAUAAUAGCUGUUGAUAAAAUAACUGUCUUUGACACGGAUAAUCUGAAAUUAUUUUGGAAAGAUGUAAAACUUACUGGAUUCUGUGAAGUUAGCAUAAAUUUUGUUCGCGCAGAUCCUGACAAACUCCAUUUUAAUAUAAGUGCUGUUUUGAAGAAUCUCCGCAUGGACUGCUUAUAUGAUUUUGAUAUACGUAUAUUGCUGUCUAUUGCUCAUUCGGGAUCAAGUACCAUUACAUUAGAUGAAGUAGGACUGGAAAUAAACAUGGAUUUAAAAGUGGCGACCAAAAAUAGCGAAAAGCAAAUAUAUGCUUCGAAAGUAAACACAAAUGUCAAUGUCAUAAAAUUCGAAUAUAAAAUUAAUAAUAUUGGAAAUGAAUCGGCUCAAGUGUUACAAAUUCUCAAUGAAUUCGUAAACAACAAUAAGCAAGUUCUUCUAAAUAAUGUUGUAUCAGUACUAGAAAAAGAGAUCUCCAAAAAAAUCAUUUUUACUUUUAACAGUAUAACUCAUUCCAAUUACGAGAAACUGUUUCCUGAAAAAGCAUGACUUGACUAAAACUUUGAGAUUUUGUAAUAUUAAAAAUAUUAAAGUUAACGAGAAUGUUUUAAAAUUAUAAAUAAAUUAAAGUUGUUUUUGAUAUCACAAAAGAGAA